Molecule: messenger RNA, 3793 nt
Organism: Nothobranchius furzeri (turquoise killifish)
Lineage: Eukaryota; Metazoa; Chordata; Actinopteri; Cyprinodontiformes; Nothobranchiidae
Gene: slc6a2
Product: solute carrier family 6 member 2
Biological process (GO): dopamine uptake involved in synaptic transmission; sodium ion transmembrane transport
Cellular component (GO): presynaptic membrane; plasma membrane; neuronal cell body membrane
Molecular function (GO): dopamine:sodium symporter activity; norepinephrine:sodium symporter activity
Source: RefSeq, a predicted model, not a curated record
CUUUUUAAUCCUCUGCCUGAGACUCAAAGUUGCUUCAGGAUGGGAAGUCUUCCCUCAGACGCAUCCGGACCACAGCAGCAUCCGGUCAUGGAGAGGUGUCCCUAACUUUACCCACCGAUGUGCGCAGAGGCAUCACCUGUAGCUGCGGUGGAGAGCACUUGCCUGUUGGAUUUCUGUCCGCGGAGCAGCGAGUCCAAACUCAGCGGAGCCACUCAGACCACCAGCUCUGCCAGAACCCGCAGGGGGCAGUGAGAGCAACGCGCCGGCGCGGGCUUCGCACGCAUCGCAGAGAAGAUGAACAUCCAGGUCCUUCCAGAGCACAAGCUCUCGUCUGUCGCCCCGCUGAAACAGUGCAAUGUGGAGAAAAAGGAGGUGGAACUUAUUUUGGUGAAGGACCAGAACGGCGUCCAGUAUACCAGUACCUCAAUCAUCCCCACCCCCGGGCUCCGCGCAGGUUUGCAAGGAACAGCCCCAGAGGACGACCGGGAAACUUGGGGCAAGAAAAUAGACUUUCUCCUGUCAGUCAUUGGCUUCGCGGUGGAUCUGGCCAAUGUUUGGAGAUUCCCUUACUUGUGCUACAAAAAUGGUGGAGGUGCCUUCUUGAUCCCAUAUACCCUUUUCUUGGUAAUUGCGGGGAUGCCAUUGUUCUAUAUGGAACUUGCCUUGGGACAGUACCACCGAGAAGGAGCAGCAACAGUCUGGAAAAUUUGUCCAUUUUUUAAAGGUGUGGGUUACGCUGUGAUCAUCAUAGCCCUGUAUGUUGGCUUUUACUACAACGUCAUCAUCGCCUGGUCCCUCUACUACCUGUUCUCCUCCAUGACCAGUGAGCUGCCUUGGCUCACAUGUGACAACUACUGGAACAGUCCCAACUGCACGUCGCACAAAAGCAUCACUGAUUCUGUCAUUGGUAACGGCUCCUCAUACGCCAAGUACAAGUUCACCUCGCCAGCAGAGUUCAAUGAACGACGUGUACUACAUCUCCAUGAAAGUGGGGGAAUCCAUGACCUGGGCCCCCCUCGCUGGGACCUAACGCUGUGCUUGCUUGCGGUGGUUAUCAUCCUCUACUUCAGCCUGUGGAAAGGAGUCAAAUCUUCAGGGAAGGUGGUGUACAUAACAGCUACUAUGCCCUACAUUGUCCUGUUUGUUUUGCUUAUCCGAGGCGCAACUCUGAAAGGCUCCAUGAAGGGCAUCACAGCCUACCUCAGCAUUGACAUCAACAAGCUCAAAAAUCUGGAGGUGUGGACUGAUGCUGCCACCCAAAUAUUCUACUCUUUGGGAGCUGGAUUUGGAGUGCUCAUUGCAUUUUCCAGCUAUAACAAGUUUAACAACAACUGCUACAGGGAUGCUAUCUUGACCAGCACUGUGAACUGCGUCACCAGUUUCUUCUCAGGGUUUGCCAUCUUCUCUGUGCUCGGAUACAUGGCUGAAAAACGUGGGGUGGAUAUUAAAGAUGUUGCAACAGAUGGUCCAGGUUUGGUGUUCAUCAUCUAUCCAGAGGCCAUUUCUACACUACCUGGAUCAACAUUUUGGGCGAUUGUGUUCUUCAUCAUGUUGGUAACUUUGGGCCUCGACAGCUCUAUGGGGGGCAUGGAGGCCGUCAUCACAGGCCUGUCGGAUGACUAUAAGAUCCUCAAGAGGAACAGAAAGACCUUCACCUUCAUCAUAGCUUUUGGAACAUUUUUCAUCUGCCUGCUCUGCGUCACUAAUGGUGGGAUGUAUGUCGUAACCCUGUUAGAUAAAUAUGCAGCAGGGACUGCGAUACUAUUCGCUGUUCUGAUUGAGGCCAUCGGAGUGGCGUGGUUUUAUGGUGUUGAUCGCUUCAGUGAAGACAUUGAGCGAAUGAUGGGCUUCAAGCCAGGACUGUACUGGAGACUGUGCUGGAAAUUUGUCAGUCCAGCUUUUCUGUUGUUCGUGGUAAUAGCCAGUACUCUGACAUCGUCAGGUCUGAAGUAUAAUGAUUACGUCUUCCCCGACUGGUCCAACCAUCUGGGAUGGAUGGUGGCCCUGUCCUCCAUGAUGUUUGUUCCCUGUUAUGCCAUCUAUAAAUUCCUCACGGUGCCAGGAACGUUGAAAGAGAAAAUAGCCUACUGCAUCACACCUGAACAUGAACACCAUUUGGUGGCUGAAGGAAAUGUGCGGCAGUUUAAACUCAGACACUGGUUGGCCAUCUGAACCCUAAAGCUCAGAGCUCUGCCAUCCAUCAUCUGGACUUCCUGUGCGCCACCAGAACCCGGCCAGACAAGCAGAGCAGCAGACUCCAGCCCCUUCAGAAGCUUGUUCCUUCUCCCUGUGGAUUCAUCACACAAUGCCUUGAGUGGCUCGAAGCACUUUUAUUAUGUCUGUUAGCGUCCUGAAUAAUCCUACAACAACUAUUUAUAAGGGAGGGCCAACACAUUAGAAAAUUAGCUGUUACUCCCCCAAACACGACAUAUUUUUAUGUGUUUAAUUAAAACUGAACUCAUUGUUUUUGAAGACUGUCCUGAAGAGAUAAAAAAUAAUCUGUGAUAUGAUGCAAGUCCUUCUGUUUAACUCUGCAGGAGAAACAAAAAUAGGAUUUAGUGAUAUCUAACUCUGUUUAGUGUUUUAAAGUUUUUCUAUUCGUUUAGCACAGCGGCUUAUCUCUCUCAGUGCCUUAAUGAUUGAGACAUUUCUUUUUUUUUUUUACAGUCUGUCCAAAAAGAAACAAGACUAAACUCAUCUAACUCAGGAACCCACCAAAAUCAAGAUUUUUAAAUGAUUAUUUAGAAUAGCAAUUCCUUGGCAAUGACCUGUUUCACAUCAAGAGAUUGUCAAGUUAUUUAACAAAAUGUCACAUUGUUCUCCAGAAAAAGGGAAUAGAAACAUCAGACCAGAAACGUCGCUGUAAACGAAAGGAAACAUGAAGGUUGGUUUGUUCUUGGUUAUCUUUUAAGGUGCAGAGUGAAAAAAUGAUACUGAAGCAGAAGUUGUUGUUUUUGCUCAGUCUUAACAACUCUUAAGUGGCUAUUCCUUAAGAGGUGGUGAGAAAAAGCUGAUCAGUCAACAGUGUGUAGUUUCUUAAGUGUGUGUGUGUGUGUGUGUGUGUGUUUUGUAUUUAUUUUUUUUCAACAUCCUGUUUUUUUUGGUGUGUGUGUGGAACGAACAGUGGAGGGCUGAAAACUUUAAACAUUCUUUUCACUGUGCUGUACAUAAACUAUGAUUGCAUCUUCAUAGGAGCAACUUUUAUAUUUUCCUUUAAAACUCAGUAACUUGUCAUCGUCUUCAUCACCACUGAAGUGCCAACAAGUUCCUUUAGAAGUGAUAUAAUUAUUAUAGAUUUUGUUUCUUUUUUUAUCAUUAUUUAAUCGUUUUCGGGAUGAAAUUGAACCUCGAAUAAUAGAACACCCUUAAUAAAAAGGAAUAAAGCCACGAGAAAAAUAAAUAGGCAAAAAUAAAUAAAUGUGGAAUAUAUGAGAAAAUAUAUCAAUAUAUAAAUAUAUUCUUUUGUUACAUCUAAUCUUGUAUUUAUCAAAUUGUUUAUAGCAAGUUGUGAAUGUAAAGUAUCUUAAAUGUAUCCGUCCACAGUCACACCAUGGUGUUAGAUGUAUACCAAAGAGGAACUAUGUUGACAAAAAAUAUAUCUAUAUAUACUUCAGUGUAACCUUGGGCUACUUUGUCACUUAUACUUGUGAACAAAUGAACCCUGGCUCUCCUGGAUCAUGUUUACAAAACUACCAUGUACCAUACCACUGUCCGGUUGAACGUGGGUGAUAACUAUCUAUGAAGAAGUCUGAAGUAUUCAAACUAAAGAAAUAAAGACUUUGUUCUACACACA